Ylistrum balloti is the source of this 5804-nucleotide messenger RNA. Its product is annotated as CTD small phosphatase-like protein 2. The transcript has 13 exons. The record is from RefSeq and is a predicted model, not a curated record. Gene Ontology annotation, molecular function: phosphoprotein phosphatase activity. NCBI's taxonomy places the organism in Eukaryota, Metazoa, Mollusca, Bivalvia, Pectinida, Pectinidae. Bases 82 to 1518 code for a protein of 478 amino acids.
UCUUCAAGCCUACGCGCGAAAUGGAGUCGGAGUAAACAAUAUUAUUUGGGAGUUUUCUUUGGGAUGUAGCAUUAAACCACAAUGCAGCUACGCUACAAACAAGGAAACGUGACACGUCUCCGGAAACAGAAGACAGGGAAACAUGGAUCCUCAGUUGCUUUGCAACCUACUGGUCGCAAACGCACCCUAGCCACUUCGGCGUCAACAGAGGUCCAGGAUGGGGCCCCGAUGAAGAGGGCAAAGUCCUCUGGACCAUUUAGUCGCAGAGAAGGAGGUGUUGGAACAUCUGCAAAGGAGGAGGAAGGGCUUGUUACUAGAGUUGACACAGAAGACGACAACACGCAGACUCUUAGUUCUGGUGAUCAAGAGGUUCUGAUCUCCUCUACACCGUACCCAGUCAAAGCAAAGAAAACUGCAGGAGGCCAAAAGAAGCCAUUGAACCAGGUGACAGAAAACAAUGAUCCGACCAGUCCUCCACGAACUACUAACCAUGGGACAAUAUUUUCUCCUACCUACCAAUUUUAUGGACAAGGAGCUGAAUCUGAUGAUUUGGAUCUGAUUGCAAAGACACUUGACUUCGGUGUGGAAGAGAAUAACGAAUCGGAUUACUCCUCAGCAAAAGAAAACAAAGAACCUCCCUUCAACAAUAAUUUGGCAUGCCUUGACAAUGUCAGUUGCCUAGACAACAGUAGUGGUUGCCUUGAUAACAACACAAACAAUGUUGGUUACCUUGACAAUGAUGAGCGAUUGGUUGCAGAAGAUAACAAUAACCUGGUCUAUAGGAAGGUUGAAGGCUCCGAGGGCGAGAUUGUUGUGUAUCCAGGCGAAGAGGAACACAAUACGACCGAUGAGUCGUUUGAGGAAGGAGACUGGGAGGUGGAACCAUUUGAUCCGUACCUGUUUAUAAAGAACCUGCCACCACUCACUGAAGAGCUGCGUGUACGCAUGCCUGCCUUACCUCUCAAGACCAGGAGUUCUCCCGAAUUCUCUCUUGUUCUUGACCUGGAUGAGACCCUGGUCCAUUGUAGCCUGACAGAGCUGGAGGACGCUGCAUUCACAUUUCCUGUCUUGUUUCAAGACGUCACCUAUCAGGUGUUUGUACGUACCCGGCCCCACUUUCGUGAGUUCUUGGAGAGAGUCUCCAAACUAUAUGAAGUGAUAUUGUUCACUGCCUCCAAGAAAGUUUAUGCAGACAAGCUUAUGAAUUUACUGGAUCCUGAUAAACGUUUUAUCAAACAUAGGUUGUUCAGGGAGCACUGCCUGUGUGUGAAUGGGAAUUACAUCAAAGAUCUAACAAUACUAGGGCGGGAUCUCACCAAAACCAUCAUCAUUGACAAUUCUCCUCAAGCCUUUGGUUACCAGCUCGACAAUGGAAUCCCUAUCGUGAGCUGGUUUAUGGAUAAAAGAGACAGAGAACUCAUCAACCUUGUGCCGUUUCUGGAGAGUCUCAUUGAUAAGGAUGACGUCCGACCCUAUAUACAUGAUAAUUUCAGUCUACACUCACUCAUUCCUCCAUGAAAUCACCCUUGCAAGAACACAAGAUUCAAGGGCAGACAACUCCAUUCAAAAUCACAAUCAGUCCAUGUGGCUUCUGGACCUUUUACUGAAGACAUUUUGGCCUGUUAUUUUUUUAUCAUAGAUUGUGUCACAAAUAUUGCAAAAAAGGGUUUCAAUUUUGUAUAAUACAUCUUGCAAUUUGAUUUGUUCAUUUUUAGCUUACCAGUGACCAAUUGUAAUGUUUUGUGUAGUUAAGUCAUUUAAUAAAUCAUUUUAAGGUAAAAACUGUUGAAUUUUACAUUGUUCUUAUUUGUUAUAUAACUUGAAACCUAUUCACUACCGGCCAACAAUCUUGUUGGUCAAAUUGUAACCAUUUUACUGUUUUGUUACUUAAAAUCUAACUGGUUGAAAAUUUCAUACUUUAAUACUUUGUUACCUUUGACAUGUUCGGUUGACAUUAGAAACCUUAGAGGAUUUUAUUUUUGCCAUUUUAAUAUGUUGCUUUAAUGUUCUUUUAAGUGUAAAUAGCAUAAAAGGAGUCUUACUUGAAUAUUGUUUGUUACAUUCUACACAGAAUUUGUUAGCCUAUAUAAGAACAAUUGACUAUGGAUUGUUCAGUUGACCACGUCGCCUCUGAUGAGACCACAUAUCAAUUAACGGAAAAAUGAGACCUCCAAGCAGAGAUUAGUAUACAAGACAGUAACAAAAUCUUUUAAGUUCUGAACUGGAUAUCAGGUGAACUUUAUUUAAUAGUAAUAUUGAAAUUGUAAUGAAAAUGCAUGCUCUUGGAACACUUGUUAAAUAAUGUGUUAAUUUUUGUAUGCUUGGAAAUGUUACUUCUUGGUGAUUGUAGAAUGUAGGUGCUCUCGUUAAUUGGUUAUUGAAAUUAUAUCUGUAGUAACCGCUGACAAUGUCAAGAAAUAGAGACGCUUGUUGAAGAGGGGUAUUUAGCUACGGCUGACAAAUUGUCGGUACAUCCAACCUAAGCAGAAAGCUUGUGUAAAGAUAUCUGAUGAAACCCUUCAAAGAUUUUGUUCAUAUUGACAUUAUCAAUUUGAGUCUCAGUUCACUUGUUUUUCAUACCAGAUAUGUUGAUUGGCAAUUAAAUUGAUUUGUGAAGGUCUUGAAUUAUCAACUAGAGUAUUGUUCUCGCAGACUUAUCAUCCUGUUUUUAAACAUGUUUAUAUUUUGAUUAAGUGUAUAAUUUAGAAGCUGUCGUAGUUAUAGAUGUAAAUUUUAAUUUCUUCCCUGAAGAUCCUUCUGUAAAAAAACCCCUAGUGUACCUGGAAAGUUACAGCUGCUGAUUUUUUGUUAUCAAGUGAUAAAAGAGUUGGACUGUAGUUAUACAUCAUAAUACUUUGUUCUGUUGUGGUUGCAAUUGAAAGAUGUACUAUUAGAGAAGUUUUAAACUCAAAAUAAUCAUUAAAAUUAAAACGAUUUGAGAAAUCUUCCUUUAAACAUAACUUGACAUUUUAUAAACCUUGUAUCAGUUUUUUAACGAUGUCAACAAAUAUUCAAUCAUCAAUUCAGCAGGGUGAAUUAUUCAAAUAGGGAAAUACUUUCAUAGUUGUCAUAUAUUAACAUUGAAAAAAUUGUGAAUUUUCCUCUGUCCAUGAAGUCAUUUUUCACAGUGAAGAGGACUUUGUCAACAAAAACAUUAAGGUUCCUACUUCUAUAUUGCUGGAGAGUUAAAGUCAUAACCAAAUUCAUAGCUGUACCUGUAAUAUGAUAGUGAUCUGCAGUCUCGCACUGUCGGUCACUAAAAUCAGCAUUUAAUAAGGUCUUUUCUGUGGAAGUUUACAGACAGUAAUAAUCAAAUGAGGGCAAACAUCUGAUCUUCCUGGAGACAGAAACACACCAACCAACAUCAACAAUUUUUUAUCAGCAUGACUAGGUGCUCAACACUGGUUGAUUUUAUAUGUGGAAUGUUCACAACUGCUUCUUCUGCUACUUAAUAGCACAAUUCUUGUACUGCUCAUUUUUAAAAAAAAAAAUCGACUGCAAUAUAUGCUGUUGUGUGUUCUGUUUUUGAUAGCAUUUUAAUUUCCUCUUAGGCUGUCCGUCCUUCAUACAUAGAUUCUACAGUAGUGUAGAUUUGACUGACCUUAAUCACCUUUAGAUGAUAGUUUGUAAAUAGUUAGGAAGAAUUUUUGAAACCGACAUUAUAAAUACAGGGUGUACGCUGGCCUGUACAUUGUAUUAAGGAGAAAGCUGAUUCGAUGUACAUACAGCAAUGUGUCCGAAGCCUGUAAAUUAUUAUGAGUGAAAUUGAUUUCAUGUUAUCAAAUAUUUUGUGUUAAGAGACGGUUUUCUCGAAACGAAAGCAAUUAUACUUUACACCUAUUCAGGAUACAUCAUAAAAAGAUUUGUGUACAUUUUAAAUGAGUGAAUGACUAUGUAUGAAUACUCAUAAGUGGGGUUCUUAUGCAUUUACAAUGUCUGAUCUGGCAGCUAAACCAUUUUAAGUUAAAAUGUGGCACUGAGACUUUCAGUAAUUUAAAUUAAAGUGAUCCUUGGGGUUUUCUUGUGGGCUGAAGUUGUUAACUUAUGAGUAUUCAUUGAUAUUCAUGUGUGUGGCAGGUUACCUGUUAAAUACCGUAGUUUAUUAGGUCACCAGAGACAAAGUCUAGUGACUGAUUGCAAUCGCCUAUCGCUCGUUGUCAUUUGUCAAUACAUAAUUGAAAUUGAAGAUACAUGACAUGCCCCUCCCACUGCUGAAGGUGAACUAAAAUUGUGAAUUUUAAAGUCCUCAAUCCAAGAAGACAGAGGAAAAGGGGAAAAUUGAGUGGAAUUCCAAAAAUGUUCUUCUCUAGAUCCAGUUACGCCAGAAUCAAAUACUUUUCAUGGAUGGAAGGGUUUUAAAGAUGCUUUACUGAAUUGUGGAUAUCUUAUUCCACCUCAACUGCCCCAUUAUUUUCAGUUUGACAAAAAACAUUAGGGAUGACACUUUUAAAGAUAAGCACAUUUUACAUUAUUUGCAUUACAUGUUCAGAAAACUAAAGUUAAGAACCAAUGUCAUUGACAAUAUACAAAAAUAUGUAUGUAUGUGUGCAUUAUUUUAGCACAAAUGAUAAUCUCCACAGACUUUGGGGUAAUGGCCCAUAUGUUAUCAGGACUUUAUUGAAUUUUGAUAAAAAUUUGGGCCAAAAUGUUCAGUGCAUAUAAUUUGAUAUAUCAGGCCCCAGAUGCUCAAGGUUGGUAAGCGUUCACGCAGGGCCUGCAGGGCAGGGGCCCAACAGGGAAAAUCAAUUAAUUUCUUUAAAAUCAAUCUUGAUCUUUAGGAAUUGCAGGGUAUUGUCCAGAUUUAGUCUGAAGCAUACUUGGGUGAAGGGAAAUCAGUUUAAUAUUAACAAGUGGGUCUCUGGCCCCUGGGCCAAAUGGGCAGAGUUCAUUAUAGAAAAUCUAUCAAUUUCUUUAAAAUCAAUUUUUUUUCCUUCAGGAAUUGCAGAAUAUUUUCCAGAUUCAGUCUGAAGCAUACUUGGGUGAAUGGAAAUCAGUUUUGUAUGAAGCAUAGGUUUCAGCGCCCUGGGGCCAGUAGUUUUUAGUUCAUUUUCAUAUGAUUGCUUUGGGCCAUCAACAAUUCAUUUGGAUUUUUGAAACAGUUGUGAUCCCCACCAACUGACUGAAAUUUCAAAAAUUGUAAAUUCAUGACCACAGGGUCUUGCAUUAUAUUACAUUUUCAAGCAUAAUUUUUAUAUUUUCCAUUCAUAAAGGAUCAAACUUGGUUAGAAGUUUUAGGGUGACAGUUAAAUGUUAUGCACUAUAUUGAUCCUGGCUCACCCAGAGGGGUUGUUAAAUGUUAUGUAUAAUAUUGACCCUGGCUCACCCAGAGGGGUUGAUGGGUAUAGUCAGAAGGGAUCAAAGGGACUAAAAUUUCAAAACUCAAUACCCAGAUAUUGUAAAAUCAAAUAAUUUUCAUGGAUGAACGGGUCUUAAAGUAAAACUUCUGUCCCUGUACAAAGAGCAUUUCUUAAUUUCUCUGUUUUAUACUACACAUUCUCAUUCAGGUGACUGGCCACUCGGCCUCUUGUUGUAGAACUCAGGGUGAGCGUCAAGGUCCUUAGACCUUGUUUCAUAUUCAGCUGAAUGUAUAGGUAAUUAACACAAAGGAAAAUGUCACUUGGCAAGUAUUCUUAAUUUGGGAAUGUAUGCAAUCAUGAAGACUUUUUAAAUAGAAAUGAUUGAUGAUUUUUAGUUUUGAAUGAAUAUAGAUUCAACCUGAUCAUAUAUAUAUAUAUAUUCUGUGUCUUGUACUGUUUUAAGCAUUUAUCAUCUAAGUGCUUUUAAAUAAAAAAUUUCUUCUUACA